Molecule: messenger RNA, 612 nt
Organism: Ilex paraguariensis (yerba mate)
Lineage: Eukaryota; Viridiplantae; Streptophyta; Magnoliopsida; Aquifoliales; Aquifoliaceae
Source: the annotation of a GenBank genome assembly
AUGCUUGGUGAUAUUCCUUCUAUACUUGUGGUGUGGUUUGUUUUCCAUUCAAACAUUUUGAUUCUUGUUGAGGUUGAUCAUCUACAAGAUGCUCCAAGUCCUUACAUACAAAUCAAAGGGGUUAAUAAAGAAACUGUCACAAUUGCUGGUUCAACACUUCAACUGGAUGGUUCAUAUACCACAAAGAGUUACCUUCAAAUAAUACUGGAGAGAUUACCUGUACUGGAAAGGAGUUCAAAUGGAAUUCACACUCAGCAAGCUGCAAGGUUGCAGGAACUCGUAGAAUUUAUUCAAUCUCAGGAUCCGUCCAUGACUGCAAUCAAUAAAAUGAGAGGCCAAGUGGCAAGCACCAGAGCUGCUUUUAUGCACUGGUGGGAAUUUUGGUUUGUGUUGGGUAAACUUGGGUUGUUAGAUGCCCUCACUACAAUCCCGGUUAGCAGCUCAGCUUCUGAGUCACCAAGUAGGGAAGUUUCUCCAUUAGAAGGUGUAAUUGAAGACAUGCAGUCGCGGAUUAGAAGACUUGAACGGUGGCAAACAAUCAAUGCAGUGCUAUGGACAUUUCUGAUGUCUGCUUUUGUUGGCUAUUCAGUCUAUCAAAGGAAGCACCAAUGA